Messenger RNA from Cicer arietinum (chickpea), 1108 nucleotides. RefSeq lists its product as uncharacterized. NCBI's taxonomy places the organism in Eukaryota, Viridiplantae, Streptophyta, Magnoliopsida, Fabales, Fabaceae. The record is from RefSeq and is a predicted model, not a curated record. Gene Ontology annotation, cellular component: membrane.
CGUGUCUCUUUCCUCACCUUUCCACUCUCAUCACUUACUACAACAACUUCACAGUUUCCAUCACAAACAACAACAGAAGCUUCUCGUUCAUUCUAUUCCCUAGAAAUGACCAUGGUAACAUCUGCUUCUUCCAUAAUUGCCAUGAAUCUUCGUCCUCUGUCACCAUCUUCUCCCAUUCCAUUUCAUUCCUCUUUCUCCACAACAACAACAACAACACGACCCGUGCAGCUUCGCCUCAACCUCAAAUUUCUCGCCAAAAAGGAACACUCACACUCACACGAACCCCUAGAAUCUUCACGACCUAACAGUGAAACAAUCUUACACUCUUGCUCUCCCUUCCCAUUGCUUUACGCCGCCGCUCUCAUUCCCGGAGGUGAAAGUGUGAGAUCUGUGUUUGAGCCUUUCGUUGAGAUAGUGAAGUCGUUAAAUCUGCCGGACUGGCUCGUACAUUGGGGUCACCCUGCUAACAUGGCAGUUGUGCUGUUUGCUAUGGGUGGUUACGGUACCUAUCUGGGUUUUCGCAUACGUUAUUCCGAUGACGUGGAGGAAAAGGCGAAGGCAAAGGACUUGCAUCCCAAGCUAUUAGCUGGUAUGUUUUUCUUCUUUGCGCUUGGAGCUACAGGUGGAGUAACAUCUCUACUGACUUCAGAUAAACCCAUUUUUGAGAGUCCUCAUGCUGUUACAGGCGUUAUUGGUCUUGCUUUGUUGACAAUACAAACUAUACUACCUUCACUUUUUGAGGGAAAUCCUGGAUUAAGGAAUGUUCACGGUAUCUUGGGUAGUAGUAUCAUGACACUUUUUCUUGUUCAUGCUGCCCUUGGACUUCAAUUAGGCUUCAGUUCCUGAUUACAGCUUCUCGAUCGAACCUACUAGUUAUUUAUGACGAGGUUAUUUAUUUUAAUUAUGGUGUAUAUUCUUUCCUGCACGGGUUCUCAAAACUUCAUCUGAAAAUUUUGAUUACCAGGAUGUUAUGUUAUCUUAUAUCAUUUUGUUUAAAAUAAUUCAGAUUGGUUGCUGAUUCACAUUAACAGGGGAAAAAUUAAAUGUCUAUAAUUUUAUUACAAACAUGUUCACAUGAAGAAGGGAGUGAGAACUUAAUAUUUUAGUA